Cladocopium goreaui is the source of this 1809-nucleotide messenger RNA. The record is from the annotation of a GenBank genome assembly. Lineage: Eukaryota; Dinophyceae; Suessiales; Symbiodiniaceae.
AUGAGCUGGUUCCGCACGCCUGAUGGGAAUCAGGUUUGGGUGCCGCGCGAAGAGAUUCUGUACACCCUUCGACCAGCACCUAAGGAUCUUUCAACCAAGGAGCUCACCUACCUCUCACUGGGGAGCAGCAAACCGGUCUUCCAGGAGAUUUUCGAAGAUGAGACCUGGGAUGGAAGGAAGAGGCGCCAUGCCAGAAAAGCCGUCGGCAAAGAACGGGGCUAUCUGGUACGAGUUGAAAUGGACGCGCAAGCACGUGUGGUUUCGUGGUUCAAGGCGGCGCUUCAGAUCCUUGUUCGCGAGCAAGUGGUGUCCAAAGUUGACCCCAACGAGGCGUUCAGAACGGGUCAGCGCAGGAAGCAGCGCGGCCAACACAAUGAAUGCCACGUGGAAACCCUUCGGAGGUGCCACCAUGGAGUGUGCGGGCCUGGAUUUCAAGUACGGGUCUCCUCCAGUGAAGCUUUCCAAGAGAUCAACCUCUUCACCAAUCACCAGGUCUUACCAGCCGAGACAUGGGACCACGCCUUGUCAGAGGCCUUGCAUCGAGCCUAUGGCCGGGUCUUUUUCGCAGAGGCCGAUACCCGAGACCUUGAAGAUUCACCAGGAGAACUGGGACAUCCAGUGGACCCACAUGAGGCCGCGAGUGCCUCUUUUGAUCCUCACUUUAAGGACGAAGAGGCCUGGCUUGCGAACCUCCUGGGACGAGAUCUACUGGCAGACGAUGUGGCACCAUGCUCAGAGGAGCCACAAACCAGUGCUGUGCUGCCCCGCACGCGACCACGUUGGGGAGACAUUUGUGAUGACGAAGUCGAUGAGACCGAAGCUAUCCUCCCCUGGCCCACCACUCCUGCGACUAGCGAUGCCGCUGCCGUGGUGAAUGAAUCGGUUGAGACGCCGCCGGUGGCUGAAAGCCCGGGGCAGCGCCGGGUACUGCAGGAUGGGAGCCGCUACCCAACUCGACCUUCCAGGGCUUCCACUGUGCAGAUGGAGGCACAUGACCUGCCUCGAAAUGUGCAGCCGAAGCGGAGGGCCAGGUCCAAGUCGCAGGCGAGGGACACCCAGAAAUUGAACGCACCAGGGCGGAUGGCGGCGCCGUCGAGCCCACCCAGGCGGAGCUGGGAGGUGAUGUCAUCGUUGUCCCAUGGGGAACCGCCUAUUGUGGACAUUGAUGAUGCAAGGGUACCCAGGGCCCACCUCCAGAUGAGACCCACAAAAAAUGAGGAGUUGAAGCAACUGAAAAAGCCGAUUCAUGCGAGCGAACUUUUGGAUUUAGGUGACCCUGGUGUCAUGGACGGACUUGGGAUGUCCAAAUCCCCCCAGGUGAGGGGCCUGGCCGAAGGUAUGGCCGAAGAGGAUCCACUUCUUCGGGCCAAGGCCAUGUUGACCUCUGAAAGCAAGGUGGAGGAGGCGAUGCGGAUUUCCAUGUUGCCUUGGAUCACCUUCUUGGGAACGUCUUGGCUUUUCCUCUAUUGUUACGAACACGUGCCAUCGUUGGUCCUCCUCCUACUGGUUCUCUGGACGCUGAUGUGCCUUUGCACCUUGCUGGCCAUGCAGCUGAGACCGAAGGUGGCGCAGGGCAAGCAUGGAUUGGUGGUGGUCCUGAGCCUUGUGGGCGUGUCUUUGGGAGUCAUGUUUGGGUACUGGAACUACAGCCGGGCUGGUGGUGUAGGCGAUUACUGGGCAGCAGGCGGCACGAUGGUGCACGAUGUGCUGCCAGAGUGGCUGGCAGACGCGCACCGCGAUGCCGGGGUGUUGGUCUUCCAACAACACAGCAGGCUGGCCGCCGGGGAAGUUUUCCGCGUUGGGGUGUAG